CUGGCGGUUGUGGGUUUGAACCUCACACACAGUGAUCAGAACCCAAUAGAUCUCAGUCUCAAACGAGACACAUAAAAGAAGUAAAAACACUUGUGACACCUCACCAUCCAGGCAUGUUUAAAGUAGUUAUACAUCUGGUAGACCUCAGGCUCUGACAGUCCUUUCAACCAAUGCUCCCACUCACCUGCCACACCCAUCAUCUGUUGCCAUGGAGGUGGGAGGCCUGCAGGUGCUCCCCCCUGAUAAGGUCAUCUUCAGUGAACACCUUUAUGACAAGCUCAACAGCAAAUUCAAAAAGAUAAAGGUGGACCUAACACAAACUUGUGCGUCUGAUGGAGGAAAAGUGUUCCGGCUGGUUGUGCAAGAUGGAAAGAGUCGGCCGAGGCUGCGGUUGGAGUUCACAGAGCAGGAAUUAUGUCUUGUACGCCUGGAGGAGGUCCAGGAUCAUGUGAAAGAGACGUCAUGCUUCCCGUGCCUCACUCGUAACUACUUCCCGGUCCUUACAUACUCCCGCCUCCUCAUUUUGCUCUAUUGUGUGCCAGAAAAUGGGGAUGAGGCUCAGUGCAUCAAGAUCCCGUUUCUGCAGCCAGGCAACGUGCACGCCACCACCUCGCUCCAGCGACUCAACAGGUGCAUCCUGGAAAACAUUGUCAGGCCAGAUGAGUUGAAGCACUGGCAGGUGACGGUGGUUCAGUGUGGUUCACUGUCUCCUGGCCAGCUUGUGUUCCUCUGUCUGAGCAAGUAUGCAUUCUCUGUCGUGCUCAACGUCCACAUCCUCCACCAUCAUCCGUUUAACACAAGUCCCACCACUUUGACAACCAACCCUGAUGCGCACACCCUCGAGAUCUCGGUGCAGGAGAGGGCGCCAAAUGAGGAAUCUGGCAACUUCUCCUUGACGCGGAAGUAUGUAUUUCAAUCCCCUCAUUGGCAGUCAAUGGAGAAAAGCUUUAAGGACCUGAUUUGCAAAUCCCAGCACAUCUCCCAGAAACCCAGUGCUCAUUUCAACAUCCUACACAGCGAGCAGAGUGCCUCCUUCACCCCUGGCACAACCUCCGACAGCAUCAUGAUUAUUCCACACUCCUUCGAGAACAACAACACAAGCUCAUCUAGCAGUAAUGGGCACAUGCCUGGCCACAUACCAGGUCUCACACCAGGCCCUAAAGGAUGUGGCACAAAUUUUGAUGCUCUUCCAACACCUCAUUUGAGGAUUCAUGCUGCCAGUAAUGGCAGUGCCUGUAAGAGUGAUAGUUCUGCUGUUGUAGUGCUGGAAAAUCAUGACUCCGAACAUUUUAUUGCUCGCGGUCCAAACCUUGUGUUUGAUGUUCAUCAAAGUGCAAGUGAUAAGUUAGAUAAUGCUGUGAAAGAAAAUAUAAAUGAAACUGUGCCAAGAAAAGCAAAUCCCCCUAAAGACCUUUCAUUAAAAACACCUCAACAACAUUCCACUAAAGUGGAGACAAAACGAUUCAGUGAUUCCACAUUAAGUCCUCAAAAGUCUAUUUCUCCUGGAACUAACUUGUCUUUCUCAGGUGCUGAGCUGCUUGUAGAAGACUUUUUUGAUCCUCACCCGUCAUUCCUUGCCGAGGCAGAGGCUACCAAGAUACCUCUCCCUGCUCCUUGCAUGUCUUUGUCAGCUCCACAUGCGGACUUCCCCGACUUCAGGCUGAGGAUCUCGGAGGAGAUAUCUGACCCAAAUGAUGACCAUUCUGACCUUUCCUUACAUGAUAGUGAUGUUGACACACACUUAAAACUUGCAGGGCAGGAUGGAGGGGAGACACUCCCCAAAUUUCCGGCCACGCCACCACCUCCCCGCCGCAAACCCCUGCUUCGUUCUCAGAGCUUUAUAAAACUAUCCAGUGAAGAAUGGAGUCACUUUUAUGUGAACAUGGCUCAAGAGCUCUCCGCGAGAAGCAGUAUACAUGAUGAUUCAAUUUUCCAGUAUUAUCGUUUCUACUACAAUCUUGGCAUUGUACGCAUCACUUCAGGGCGCAUGAGUAAAAAAAUUAUUAGAAGGAAGAGACUGAGUUCUGAGAUACCUCAGCUGGAUUUUAACAAGUUGGAAAACCAUGAAAACUGGUAUGACCGUGACUAUAAAGAAAGAAGCAAGGAUAUCACAUUUUGCAGGUUGAUGAACAUUCCUCCAGAAUCGGAUGAACCACCUCCCCCACCCCCUCACCCCAAUGCACAACAAGAUGAUGACCCAUAUUGGACAAAAAGCACGCUCUGUGUGACAUUACAGCAGAUACUGCAGGAGGCGCAGGACCAGCUGGCCGUGUUUGAUGAGAUACGCCAGGCUCUUGACCUCACCCCAGAGCAGCUGAUGCAGGUUCAGACACUCCUCUCACUCCUACCCGCACACAGCAACUGGCGCACACUUGCCGAGUAUAUAGGUUUGUCGAGUAUAGACACGAGCAUCAUUGAGCACUUCUGCUUCACCUAUCGGGAGCUGGCGGCCAAGGUUGUGUUUGCCCACUGGAUGCGGGAGAGUCAUCGUCCAGACUAUGUGUCGAUUCCCUGCUGCUGGGAGAGCCUGGCCACGUUUGCAGGGCAACACGACCGGGAGGACGUGCUCAAAGUGAUUAGACAGACAGAGGUGAACCCGGUGGCAGACGAGGAUAUGAUCACACACCUGUAGGGCCAUGUGGGGUAUGAGACAGACACUGACUCGCUUGUAGGGUCUGAGGAAGGGUGAUGGGGAGAAGCGAACACGAAGGCAUGAGUGUAGCUUGAGCAAAUGAGAUGUACAGAACCACCCUGCGGUGCAGUGCUCCAUGAGAAGGUGUUUUUAUAGUGUGAAAGUCGAUGCCUAUAAUGCCAUAUGGAACUACACCAGUUGGUUAUACAUACAAUUUGUUUUUGAACACCCAAUAAUGCAUUUUUGUUAUAAUAUGAAAACUAAUAUUUAUGUAGUGAACAGUGAUUAAUAGAGAUAAUUUUAGUGUCAUCACCUGUUUCAAAGUUUGCUGGAACCACAUCAUGACCACUGUGUAUUCGACUUAAAACUUAGUGUUUGUUGAUUGGCCAAAUGUUUUAUAAGGGUAUAUUGUAUGUCGUUCUCAUGUUUGAGCCUUAAUGGUUCAACAGAUCUUCAUGCUGGUCAUUGUAGUCUGUCUAUUUAGGCUGCUUACAAACAUGCGCCCUAUGCAGCAUCAGAACAUAUAAUGCUUAACCUUUUAUGCUAAAUAUCCACUUUAAGUCUGAUUAACUGUCUGUUGUAGAUCUGAUAUAUUUUACAUUCUUCUUUUUACAAUCAUAACUGAACAUAUAUAUACCUGUGUUGAACAUUAUAGAUAGUUUUAGAUACAGAUUCAGUUUUAAUUGUUGUGACUAUUGAUCUUGUAGGUGUAUAUACAUGUAGUCUUAUCUUGCUCAAAAGAGUAUGACAUUUUAUCAAAUAAUCAGUAUAUUUAUACGAGAAAAACAUGUUGUCAAUAACUAGAAUACUUACAGAUAUGUAUGCAUGACAUAUGUACAGAAUUUGUAAUAUGAGACAUGUUUUGACUGAACUUUGUAUGGUGAUUUGGCAUUUUUGAUCAUUGGAGUCUUACUUAAACAAUUCAAACAGCUUAAUAAUCAGUUAAGUUAUUAAAAUAAUUUAUUUCUGUUCUCUGUUCAACAAAUUAAGUGCAAAUGUUUGGGGUGAAAUGUCUCUUGACUCUGUUGUAAUUACACUGUUGUUGAUGUAGGCUGGGAACAUGACACACGAUUUCAAUUUAUAGCAUUCUGUAUUCUAGGCAGUUUGCCAGUUUUUGUUUACUUAUCUAUUGUUAAAGCACACGUCACUUGUUUUAAUUAUUUAAGCACAUGUUAUAUUAAUUAAAAUGAUUUAAAUUUUAAGUGACAUUAAUGAUAUGUUAGUUGCCAUAUUUGGCCACUGCUAAUUAUACCUUGCUUCAUGUGCUUUAUAUUGCUGUUGUAGGCUGAUACAAGGAAUUGUUGACUGUUUCAUAUAAUCAGUACUUAAAAUUAUAGAUUUUUUCCCAUGAAUAAGGUCAAUUGAAACGCUCUUUGAAUUUGUUUGUUAAAGAUUAUAAAAGAAAUAAAGACAAUGGAAGAGGGGUAAUAAAUGGCCUUUGGCUAAAUACUGGAUAUGGGGCAAGGAUUUAUGGGCAGACAACAAACAGUAUUUCAUGUGGAUAUAGUAAAAUUAAUGUGCUUUUUAUUUUCAUUUUUAUUUUAUGACAUAUUUAACCUUAGUGAGAGCCCCAUGAUUAACCAUGACGUAAAAAUGCUUGACAUCUGUGCUAACACCUAGAAGCACUUGAGGAUUGCACACUUGGACAGACUUCAAUCCAUGUUCUAUACCAUUUCAACAACAGUUUAAAGAUAGUUUUGUCGCUCACAAAGAGUGUUUUAAAGCCAAAGCAGUUUCAAUCUAUAUCAAAGGAAACAAGUUUUAUGCAAGGUGUAUUUUAUUUGGCAAGGUGAUAUGUCAUAUUGAAGUAAGAUUGUGAUGUUUGUGAUGUUUUGUAACUGUACUUUGUUUCACACCGGCAUGCACUGAAGAUCUUACCAUCUCUAUAUAGGGACUGCUUAGCACCUGCAGUAUAUUUUAUAGAACUGAAAUUGUUUUCACACACAUAUGUAUAAGACCAUAUGUCAUCCUAACUAUAUUUUAAUAUCAUAUAAACACCUCCAAAUGAGCCAUAACCUGUACACAGAUAUGACAUAUGUAGUCAUGCAUGUAAUACAUACCUUGUAGCUCGUCAAAAGUUUGAGAUAUUGCCAUGACCUUGGUGUCCGCAGUAACUGGAGUCAUUUUCCAGUAGCUGUUUAAGAUAUUCAAUACAAAAUCAGAACACAUGUUACCAAUGUCAAUGCAUGAGUUGGAAGGGGCAUAAGUCUGGCUUCAACAAUUGUUGGGUUAUGCCCCUUGCUUGACUGAGAUAUAAGGAAGAGUAAUGACUCCCAUUCGCAGUGCUCUCCUUUACUGAAUCCCUACAAUGCAGCUGACCUUUAGUUAGUUUAUACUAAUUUUUUAGUUUUAGUUCGAUUGUGAAGGAAGCUGACAGCUUGUAGAUUUACACUAUAGUCUGUUACCUGUGGUGUCCAUUUUGAAAUACCCUGAGAAGGUACCCCUAGGAGAGUAUCGAACCCACAACUUUUGGGUAGAACACUCUUACCCAUGAAUAAAUACCUUGCCUUAGCUUUGUCAUAUCAUUUUUACUUGAUCAUUAAUCAUUUUAGAUGACCUUUUACAUGUUAGCAUAAUAUUUUAUUUAUACAAAUGUACGCAUUUUAAACGUCUGGGUUGUUAAUCGUGUGCUGAAUUUAUAAUUUUAUAUUUGUUGAGAUCUGUUUUCCUAUAUUUGUUAAUACUCUAUGUCGAGGUUUUCUAAAAAAAUAUUUCCACCUA
Molecule: messenger RNA, 5353 nt
Organism: Mya arenaria
Lineage: Eukaryota; Metazoa; Mollusca; Bivalvia; Myida; Myidae
Exons: 10
Coding region: 209-2632 (807 amino acids)
Source: RefSeq, a predicted model, not a curated record